CCGCUCUAGAUCAUCACAGCCUUCACCGUCACAGCCAUCUACCAGACAACUCUACAAAUACGCCCGCGCCCACUCUCCGGUAUCUCCUUCUUGACACCCGGCCGUGUCAUUAUUCGCCGUAUUCUACCCGCUCCCGCACAUCACACACUAGAUCCUUACCGAUCAUCACCAUGCUGCGCUUUUUGUGCCUUCCCGGAGCCUACGGCAGCUCGGACAAAUUGCAAGUCCAACUUGCCCCCAUUCUGAAGGAGCUUACCGAAGACGGCACCGCGCAAUUCCACUUCAUUCAGGGCCCCUGCAAGGCUGUGCCGCCCCCUGGCUUUGAGGACUACUUCGGCGCCCCUCCUUACUACCGCUUCAUCGAGCCUGAUAGGGACGUCGAGAAGUCCCACAGCGAUGACGUCCUCGCCCGUAUCCGUGACUUCCCUCAGUGCGAGACUCCAGAGGACACGAUGAGGGAUCUUAUGAGGGAAGGCAUCGCCACGACGCACCGCAGCACUGACAGAGCCAUCAAGUACCUUGCCGAUAUCGCGGCCAAGCGCGGCCCCUUUGACGGCAUCAUUGGCUACUCCGAGGGUGCCACCGUGGCGUCGACCUUUAUGCUUUACGAGCAGCGUCGCUUCAAGCGCUCCGGCAUCAAGCCUACGUUCAAGUACGGCAUCUUCUUCGCCGGCUGGCCGCCCGUCGACCCCAAGACCCACGCCCUGGUCCUCUCGGACGAGACGGACGAGAGGAUCGAGGCUCGGACCUUGCACAUCAUCGGAUCCUUGGAUCCUUAUGUCGAUGGCUCCACGGCCCUGUACAACAUGUGCGACGCUGACACUGCCUAUCUCUUCGACCACGCCAAGGGCCACACGCUUCCCCGUGACAAGGGUACCAUCAAGGAGCUUGGAGACAUCAUCCGCCAGACCAAAGCCGAGAUGCAAGAGGAGGGGAUCCUGUCAUCGUCGUAGAAGGUUUAGAGGGGCAAAGGUCCUGAGCAGGGAUGGAUCUCUGGAUGGACUAGCGUUGCAUCGGUUGUCAUUUUGGGAUUUGUGCCAUUUUAAGAACAAGGUGGGAGGUACAACAAGGAACUGGCUUCCUCCCGUGUUAGCAUUAGAGAGAUAGAUGGGAUCGGGUGUCGGGUGCGCCGCAUAUCUGGGGGCCUGCUGGAGUCGGG
This is a messenger RNA of Colletotrichum navitas, 1159 nucleotides long. RefSeq names its product serine hydrolase FSH. NCBI's taxonomy places the organism in Eukaryota, Fungi, Ascomycota, Sordariomycetes, Glomerellales, Glomerellaceae. Gene Ontology annotation, molecular function: hydrolase activity. Gene Ontology annotation, biological process: secondary metabolic process. The record is from RefSeq and is a predicted model, not a curated record. Bases 171 to 953 code for a protein of 260 amino acids. Gene Ontology annotation, cellular component: cytoplasm; nucleus. The transcript has 4 exons.